Messenger RNA from Adineta ricciae, 1596 nucleotides. The record is from the annotation of a GenBank genome assembly. Lineage: Eukaryota; Metazoa; Rotifera; Eurotatoria; Adinetida; Adinetidae.
AUGCGGCCAUUUAUUAUGGUUCAUCCGUUAUUUAUCUUCAUAUUAUGUAUUCGCACUUCACAUCAAAUUAACAAUGGUCUUGGUCGAACACCUCAAAUGGGAUGGGAGGGUUGGAAUUAUUUGGGAUGUAAUUUCAAUGAAAAAGUCAUUAAACAAACAGCAGAUGCAAUGGUCGGCACAUGUCUUGCUGCUCUCGGUUAUGAAUAUGUCCAAGUAGAUUGUUGGCAACUGAGUCGAGAUGCACAAGGUACUAUUCAAGCUGAUCCAGAAAAAUUUCCAAAUGGUAUUCCAGCACUUGUAGACUAUGUACAUUCACGAAAACUUAAAUUCGGAAUCUAUUCAGAUGCUGGAGUGAAAACAUGUGAUAAUCUACCAGGUUCAUUACAUUAUGAAACAAACGAUGCGAAUACCUAUGCGUCAUGGGAUGUAGAUUAUUUAAAAUAUGACAAUUGUUAUGAUGAUGGAACUAAGCCAGAGGUAAGAUAUCCAAUAAUGAGAGAUGCAUUGAAUGCAACUGGAAGACCUAUUUUCUAUGCCAUGUGUGAAUGGGGUAUCGAUCAACCAGCUCUUUGGGCGGCAAAUGUUGGAAACAGUUGGAGAACGACAGAUGAUAUUCAAGAUAAUUGGAAAUCAAUGCUCAAUAAUAUUGAUACUAAUAACGAAUAUUCUAAUAAAGCAGGACCUGGUGGUUGGAAUGAUCCUGACAUGCUUGAAGUGGGUAAUGGUGGUAUGACGGAUGCUGAAUAUGUGACACAUUUUUCUCUUUGGUCUAUUAGUAAAGCACCGCUUAUGAUCGGAUGUGAUGUUAGUAAGAUGAGUGCAGCUACUCUUGUAACUCUCUCAAAUCCUGAAGUAAUUGCUAUUAAUCAAGAUAAGUUAGGUGUUCAAGGAAAGAAAGUUGCCUUUUUAUGGUCAAAAUCAUCUAAUUCAUCAACAGGUGUUAAUCUCGUUAAUUGUUCAUCACUCUCAUCUAAUGUUCAAUCGACACGUCUUCAAUGGAAAUAUAAUCCUCAAGAUGGAUCAAUUACGGAUGGAAGAUGUUUGUCCAUCGAAAAUUGUAAUACUGAAGAUGGAGCAAACAUUGUCGUAACUGACUGUCAAAUUAAUGAUCCACAAGCAAAAUGUCAAGGUAAAAAUCAACAAUGGACAGUCAACACAACUGAUCAAACAAUCAUUACUCAAUUGAAUGGAAAAUGUUUGCAAACAUUUCAUCCUCUAGGACCAGCUGUAGAUGUGCAAACAUGUAACAAGCGUGACACUCAACAAUGGAUAUGGAAUUUAGUGAAUGAAACUAUUAAAAAUAAACACAAUAAUGGAUAUUUAACUCAAGUGCCAGAACUCGAAGUAUGGGCAGGUGAUCUUGAUGAUGGUGCAGUAGCUGUAGUUUUAUUUAAUCGAGGAAAUAGUGUAACUGAAUCGAUUACUGUCCAAUGGAGUGAUAUUGGAUUUCCUAUUAGUGAUUCAGCUCUUGUUCGAGAUUUAUGGGCACGAAAAGAUCUCGGAUCUUUUCGUUAUAAUUUUACAUCACCAAAUAUUGAUCCUCAUUCCAUAAUGAUGUUGAAAAUUAGUCUCUUUGCAACAAGUGAAAAUAACUAA